This is a messenger RNA of Cutaneotrichosporon cavernicola, 3117 nucleotides long. RefSeq lists its product as uncharacterized. Gene Ontology annotation, cellular component: rDNA heterochromatin; mating-type region heterochromatin; SHREC complex. Gene Ontology annotation, biological process: silent mating-type cassette heterochromatin formation. Gene Ontology annotation, molecular function: double-stranded RNA binding. The transcript is spliced from 7 exons. Lineage: Eukaryota; Fungi; Basidiomycota; Tremellomycetes; Trichosporonales; Trichosporonaceae. The record is from RefSeq and is a predicted model, not a curated record. Bases 1 to 3117 code for a protein of 1038 amino acids.
AUGGUGCCCUCACACACCAGUCUCGUCUGGCCGCGCUCGGACGGGAGGUCAGACCGCUGGCCUCCCUACACCAAGCCUACCAACACUGGCUGGUUCGAACCGCUCUCCCCCGACGACGCAAAGUACACACUGUACGGCGAGAAGAUUGGGAAGCAUGUCGCUGAGAAGGUCCUUGGCAUCCAUGGGCUUAAGAAGCCCAGAAUCGACUUGCCUGACGGGUACAAGCUGUAUGUGCACAAGAAGCCACAGCCCGACAAGAGCGUCCGCGAAGACGUGUAUCUUUUCGGCUCGCCUGUGUCCAAGUUCCGCUCGCCAAAUGAGUUCAUGGAGCACGCGACCUGGCUCUUCGACCUCUCCAAGGACCUCAAAGACCACAGCACAUGCGAGUGCAAAUACAACUCCAAGUCGGCCAUUGCCAAGGAGAAGAAGGGCGAGGCGGCGCGCACGAAGCGCGCGAAUGAGGGUGGCAUGGCACCCGAAGCGAAGAAGACGCGUCUUGAAGAAGAAGAGGUGCAGGACGCGGUCGUCGUCCCUGAGCGGACGAUUGACCAGCUCACCAAGCGGCGAUACCGCAAGGGCGAGCUCGUCUUCUUUCGCAUGGAGACGAUCAUGCCGCCCAAGGACAGCGACCUGCCCGAGGUCACUCACUGGCCAGGGCUGGUUGCCUCCAUUACGCAGGUCUCCCAGGUCGACGAGAGCGGGAAGCCCACCAGCUCGUUCAAGCAUAGCAUCCGUCCUCUUGGCAUGUUCUCCAACUCGCACGAGAUCACCAAGUUCACGUCGGAGCUGCUGCCGUACUCGGCCAGUGUGCAGCUCCUUGGCGGGACUGAGGGGUGGAACAAGAUCGGCCAGGAAAGCUCGCGCGCGUUGCACGAGGGCAUCGAGCGAGAGGCGCAGAUCGACAUCCCCGUGCACCAGACUGACAUCGAGGGUACCAAGCUCGAGGGCCGAUGGAAGCGGCGGUGGGGUGAGCGCAUCAAGUUCUCCGAAAUGCCCCCCAACUGGGACCUGGCGGUGUUACGCCUUGGAGUCGCGUUGCGAAUGGCUAGGAACCUCGCGUCGUGCUGGUCCCAGACGGAUAGGUUCGAGACGCUGCCGAGCGGCACGGUGCUCUCACCUGCCGAGCUGAGCGACAUAGAGAACCGCAAGAAGAGCCUUUUCCAAGGCAUGUGGUACCAGGGCGAGCGGUUGUGGAUGGAUGAUGUCGUGCGCCUGCGCAAGACCCGCGCAAGCCUGCCGACCGACGCGCUCCUCCCACCAAGUCCCGGCGCCGAGGACCGUGGCGUCUUCCUCCGCAUCAGACUCAUCGCGCUCGAGAAUCAGACCGUCAAGGGUAGCGUCAACGACGUGUGGCGCUGUAUGAUCUACGGCGACAUUUACGAGUUGUCGGACUCGUUUGCCCUAGGUGCGCCCGACUGGCCCCCACCCAAGGGACUGCACUACCGCCGUCUGAACCGCGAGGGGUGCGAAGUGUCAGUCGACAUCUUCGACGUCGCUGGCCGAGCGUAUCCUGACCUCUUGGAGAAGAAUUCUGCGUGGUUUUUCGACCCCAGUGUUCCGGAAAACGAGCGGAAAGGGCGCGUACCGGCAGGCAGUGGGAUCAUGGAGGUCAUCGGGCGGGCCCCUGCGACGCGGAGCUGCGACUGUGCCAUGUGGAAGGAGGACCUCUACGUCAUGGUCCGCGAAGCAACGGCGGAUGUCGAGCGCAUGACACGCGAGCAUUACGGGAAGCUUCUGGCCAAGGCGCUGGGCUACAAGCCCACGCCCGCCGCUUCCACUCGACCCAACGGCGCCGGGAGCACGCCAGUCCUCGCCGGGACACCCACACCAGGGUCCAGUAAGACACCUGUUUUCCAGUGCAACGUUGCGGACGUCAGCAUCAGCCCCUCCGAAGGGAACAAGCUGCAAUCGCCCUCCAUCAUUGCCGGACCAGCACUAAAGCCCUCGCUUGACAUCGCCGCGCAGCACCUGCGAGAAGGACGUACGGUCGCGUUCCCGACUGAGACGGUGUACGGCCUGGGCGCGCACUCGUUGGAUCCCAACGCGACGGCCAAGAUCUACGCGAUCAAGAACCGCCCCGCCGACAACCCGCUUAUCAUGCACGUCUCCUCGCUCGACAUGCUGCAACGCCUCCUCCCACCAGGGUACCAGCUCAGCGAGCUCUACCACGCCCUCAUCUCGGCGUACUGGCCUGGACCUCUCACCCUCCUCUUCCCCUCCGCGAACCCUCCACCACCGCCUGCACCACAGACGAACGCGAUCCGCAUGCCAAGUCACCCCUUAGCGCUUGCUCUCAUCGCGGCUGCCGACCUCCCCGUCUCGGCCCCGAGCGCCAACUCAUCGGGCCGCCCAUCUCCAACACGCGCCGCACACGUCGUGCAUGACCUCGAUGGGCGCGACGGCCUCGGCUGCAUCCUCGACGGUGGGCCAUGCGGCGUGGGCGUGGAGAGCACGGUCCUCGACGCGCUGGGAUGGAAAAAAGGCGGCGGCGGGAGCGUCAACGUGCUCCGGCCCGGAGGCCUGGGGGUUGAGGACGUUGCGCGCGUCGUCGCCGAAGUCGACGCCCAGUUUGGCGGAUCCACCGACCUCCUCCUCCAGGGCCGGCCUUGGGUCAAGGGCAGCGCUGGGGGCGGCGUCCCCAAGCCGCAGACGGACGACCUGCCACCUUCCACACCAGGCAUGAAGUACAGGCACUACUCGCCAACCGUGCCCGUGCAAUUGCUGCUGCCUUCUAACGUGUUCCCCCGGCCACCAGUGGUGGGUCUCACGACCGACGCCGCGGCGGUCGUGAGCGCACUCACCAACGGCAAGCGCGUCGGGUUAUUACAUUACGAAAGCAGUCCACUGGCGAAGGCGCUCGAAGGGUUGCCUCUCGAGCGCCGGAGUUUGGGGCAGGACGCCACGAGCGCCGCACAGGUCCUCUUCGACGGGCUGCUUGCGCUCGAGGGCGCCGGCGUCGACGCCAUUCUCGUCGAGGGGUGCAGUGAUGAUGGGCUGGGGCUGGCUGUUAUGGAGCGCGUGGGUAAGGCGGUGGGCGGAGGUGGCCGUACGGGCGGUCUGAACGACGGGCAGGUGAGCACGCCGGGGUCUGAGGGGCGAUUCUGGGUCGAGGUGUAG